AUGUAUACCUGGUUCAUCAUCAUCGUUUCCGUCUGCUUUGCCGCCCUUAUGUUCCGCUUUCGGCGGGGAGACGGCAAGAAGCUACCUCCAGGCCCCUCGUUAUUCUCCUCCGGCAGCUACUUAGUGUUAUUUACCAGUAAUUUCGUCAUGCAGGGGAUCGUCCCCGUUCUCAGAGAUCUAAAAUCCAAAUAUGGACCAGUGGUGACUCUUUACUUCAGUUCUCGUCCUCUCAUCUUCAUCGGCAGCCAAGAUCUCGCUCACGAAAUCCUCAUCAAGAAUGGUUCAAGCGUAGCUGACCGCCCUGGCAGCUUGAUAAAGCGUAACAUCUCCACAACCCGGUAUGGCCCAACUUGGAGGGCCCUUCGUGGCAAUCUUGCGACGGAGAUCCUACACCCCUCCCGUGUGAAGCGCUAUUCCGGGGUCCGCAAUUGGGCCCUUCAAAUCCUGAUUGGUCGCCUGCAGCAGCAGCAGGACGCAGCAGGAAUCAAGGUGGUUGAUCAUUUCGAGCACGCCGUCUUCAGCAUGUUGGCGGUGAUGUGCUUUGGAAAGAAGCUUGACGAGCAUCUUGUUAAUGAAAUUAUUAGCAAGGUGCGUGAAGUGCUGUUUGCAUUCCAUCCCGGGAAUUUGAGUGUUAACUUACUACUUACUUUUCCAAGAUUGGGGAAGAUAUUAUUGAGAAGUAAAUGGAAGAAGUUGUUGCAAAUUCAGGAAGAUCAAGAACGAUUGUUGCUUCCGCUUAUUAUUUCUCGAAUUGAAGCUACUAAGUCUGAAUCACGAGGAUCAUUGACUUUAACUUACGUUGACACGCUGGUGAAUCUACAGCUUCCUGAGGAAGAGAAAAACAAUCGAAAUGGUGGAAAGUUGACCGAGGUGGAGAUGGUUAGCAUGUGUAGCGAGUUCCUUAACGGUGGCACAGACACCACCUAUAUUGCUCUACAAUGGAUCAUGGCCAAUCUUGUUAAGUAUCCUCACAUUCAGAGGAAGCUUUAUGAUGAAAUAAUCUCUGUGGUUGGACCUCCACCUCCAGCGCCACCACCAGGGGUGGAACUGGAAUCAUUUAUAAGAGAAGAGGAUCUACAGAAUAUGUCAUACCUGAAAGCGGUAGUUUUGGAAGGGCUGAGGAGACAUUCACCAGCGCCAUUCCUGCUGCCCCAUAGGGCCCAAGAGGAGGUACACCUGCAAGGAUUUACUAUUCCACGUCGUGCCACUGUUAAUUUCACGGUGGCGGAUAUGGGUCUCGAUCCAAAGGUUUGGGAAGAUCCCAUGGAGUUCAAGCCAGAGAGGUUCUUGCAGGUUAAAAAUGGUGUGUUCGAUAUAACUGGACGCAAAGGGAUCAAGAUGAUGCCAUUUGGUGCUGGAAAAAGAAUGUGUCCUGCUUAUACUUUGGGUCUGCUUCACUUGGAAUACUUUGUUGCCAACUUGAUUUGGUAUUUCCAUUGGACUCCACCCGAUGGUCAUCAUGAUGUUGAUCUCACAGAGAAGGCCGAGUUCACCAUCGUCAUGAUGAACCCUCUGCAAGCAAAAAUCUCUUCAAGGACAGAUAAAAUAACCACCUGA
Lactuca saligna is the source of this 1557-nucleotide messenger RNA. NCBI's taxonomy places the organism in Eukaryota, Viridiplantae, Streptophyta, Magnoliopsida, Asterales, Asteraceae. The record is from the annotation of a GenBank genome assembly.